Bactrocera tryoni is the source of this 1714-nucleotide messenger RNA. RefSeq names its product protein arginine N-methyltransferase 1 (gene Art3). Gene Ontology annotation, cellular component: nucleus. Bases 71 to 1636 code for a protein of 521 amino acids. Gene Ontology annotation, biological process: peptidyl-arginine methylation. NCBI's taxonomy places the organism in Eukaryota, Metazoa, Arthropoda, Insecta, Diptera, Tephritidae. The transcript is spliced from 5 exons. The record is from RefSeq and is a predicted model, not a curated record. Gene Ontology annotation, molecular function: protein-arginine N-methyltransferase activity.
UUGGCAACUACUGCUUUAGUGCACACCCGUGUUCGCAGCACGUGCAAUUGUUUUGUUUUUGAAUACUACGAUGGAUCAAGAUAUGCCUGAGCUUGUUGAUGAGGAGCACAAAAAUGUUUGUACCAAUGGAGAUAGUUGUAGCGAUGAUGACGAUUUCAGCGAAGCUGAUAUGGAGAUGGAAGCAGUCGUCUGUUUAUUUUGUGAACAGCAAUUAAAUUGUGUAGAAAUAGGCUUGGAACAUUUAAAGAAAGAUCACGGCAUUGAUUUCCAAAAAUUAAAAAGUAAAUUCCAUAUGGAUCAGUAUGCGUUUAUUAAGUUGAUAAACUGUAUACGUUGCGAGAAUGUACCGGCAAAACAAAUUCUAGCAGCCGAUAUAGCAUUUUGGAAUGAUGAAAAAUAUUUAAAACCUCAAGAGUACGAAGCUUGGCUAAGUUAUGAUUAUGAUGACAUGCCUGAGGUGUCUGUGAUAGGUAACGAGAGCGCUACCGCAAACGAAAAAAAUUUAUUAUCAACAAUAAAAUCUUUACAAGAAAAGGUUAAAGAACAAGACAUUUUGCUCGAACAAGCAAGAGAGGACAUGGCAAAAAUGCGUGUAAGUUUUCAACGACUACUAGAUAAGGAAACAGCACCAACAACGAAUGAGCGAAAUAGAAAAUUAAAAUCACCCAAUUCAGUUGCAGGCGUUUCAUUGGAAGCUGAUAACAGUUAUUUCAGUAGCUACGCACAUUUCGGCAUACACCAUGAAAUGUUGUCCGAUGUAGUUCGCACGACAAGUUAUCGCGAUGCAUUAUUAUUGAAUAAAGAAUUUGUUAAUGGCAAGGAUGUGCUUGAUGUUGGCUGCGGCACCUCAGUACUCUCAAUUUUCGCAUCGCAGGCCGGAGCAAAAUGUGUCGUUGGUAUAGAUAACUCCGAUAUUAUAUAUAGUGCAAUGGAUAUUGUGAAGCGAAAUAAUAUUAACAACGUUACAUUGGUUAAGGGACGCUUGGAGGACACAAAUCUACCACAGGAAAAAUUCGACAUUAUAAUAUCAGAGUGGAUGGGAUAUUUCCUGCUAUUUGAAGGAAUGUUGGACAGUGUAAUUUAUGCGCGUGAUACACACCUAAAACCGGGAGGUAUACUGCUUCCAAAUCGUUGUACAAUGAGCAUUGCUGGCUAUGGCAGUGAGUCGCUCUACAAAGAUCACGUGACAUAUUGGGACGAUGUGUACGGUCUAAAUAUGUCAAAUAUGCGCAAAGAGGUACUACAUGAACCACUCAUCGAUGUGGUGGAUGCCGAACAUAUUCUCACUGAACCAAAUAUGGUAGCUGACUUGAAUCUACUGAAAGUCGAUUUGAAUUAUUCAAACUUCACCUAUUCGUUCAAUCUCAAAUGUAUCAAGGGUGGCGAAUUAUCUGCGUUUGUGGGCUACUUUGACACCUAUUUCGACCUUCCGGUGCCGGUGAUGUUUAGCACCUCAGCGGAAAGUAAACCCACGCAUUGGAAACAAGUUGUAUUCUUUCUAGAGAAAACGCAAAAAAUAGCAGUUGGAGAUAUUGUCAAAGGCAACAUUGUGUGUCGCCGAAGUCGGAAUAGCGCUCGUUCACUAGACAUAACAAUUGAAGCAUUUGGAAAUAAAUGCACUUACUAUUUAGAUUAAUUUCUUAAGCAAGAAUGUUGAAAACAUCUGUAUAUUUCCCAAUUAAAAAAAAAAUAAAUUUUUGAAUGACAUCUGAAA